ACCAUCACACCUGCCUGCUCUGUCCACACUCCUGGUGACCAACAGUGACCAUGACUGGCGCCAUCUAGUGGGAUCUUGUUGGCCUGCAGUGAAUCUCUGGCUGGGCUGGGCACAUGGAAUAGAAGAACCUUGUCAAGAACCAAGUCGAGGAAGACUCAGGCCAGAAGCAGCCUCUGUUGCCCAUAAACACCCAUCACCACUCCAGGGAGACCACCCAGGACCAGCUCUCCUCCCUGGAGACCACCCAGGAACAGCUCUCCUCCCUGGAGUCCACCACUCAGGACCAGUUCUCCUCCAUGGAGACUACCACCCAGGACCAGCUCUCCUCCACUGAGUCUACCACCCAGGCCCAGCUCUCCUCCACUGAGUCUACCACCCAGGCCCAGCUCUCCUCCACAGAGUCCAGCACCGAGCCCCAGCUCUCUUCCACAGAGUCCAGCACCGAGGCCCAGUUCUCCUCCACAGAUUCCAGCUCCCAGGCCCAGCUCUCCUCCGUGGAGUCCACCACCCAGGCCCAGCUCUCCUCUGUGGAGUCCACCACCCAGGCCCAGCUCUCCUCCGAGGAGUCCACCACCCAGGCCCAGCAAUCCUCUGAAGAGAGCAGCACCCAUGCUCCGCGCCCCUCGGAGACCAGGAUCCUUUGGAACCAAGACACUUUCCCAGGACCCAGAGGUAGCAAGAAGUCUGUCCCGGCGCGGCCUGCCCUCCGUAAUGGCAACGUUUUCAUGGGGCAUGGCCAGAGUCUGCACAGGGAGUCCUGGCGUGAAGCACUGAUUCCACACAGACCUGGUCUGGUUCAAGUGAUUUUCGUCGCCUGUGUGGUCUUCAGCGUCGCCCUGAUGGCCGGGCUCAUCGUUUCCUUUGUGAUGUAUCGACUGUCACAAGCUGAGGAAAGACAGCAACUGGCAUUGCUUUAUAAGAACAUCAGGAUACCAUUACUGGAGGACGAAGAGGUGUACUCUGAGGAGGACAGCCAGGACGAGUCGACCUACCUGCUGCCAGAGAACGAGAAGGAACUGGAGAAUUUCAUCCAUUCAGUUAUUAGAUCGAAAAGGAAAAAAUAUAUAGAAAACAAGAGAAAGAAAGAGGUGAAGAUAGCCAGCGAUGACGCGCUGGACAACGCCAUGUACAGCCCCUAGGACUCAGGACCUGUGGCCACGGCAAAGGGGACGCAGGCAGUGCCGGCCGGGUGCGGAGGGAACGGUGGCCAGCUGAUGGACAACUGAGGAGAUGGACUUGCUUAAUCCCGAGAAUCCCUGCGCGAGGGCAGGGUAGAGCGCGCGGGACAUAAGCGAUAAAAUAAAGCGAGACUUGUUCCUG
Messenger RNA from Condylura cristata (star-nosed mole), 1320 nucleotides. RefSeq names its product chromosome unknown open reading frame, human C19orf18. Lineage: Eukaryota; Metazoa; Chordata; Mammalia; Eulipotyphla; Talpidae. Bases 297 to 1139 code for a protein of 280 amino acids. The transcript has 7 exons. The record is from RefSeq and is a predicted model, not a curated record.